Molecule: messenger RNA, 1569 nt
Organism: Cutaneotrichosporon cavernicola
Lineage: Eukaryota; Fungi; Basidiomycota; Tremellomycetes; Trichosporonales; Trichosporonaceae
Exons: 4
Coding region: 1-1569 (522 amino acids)
Biological process (GO): transmembrane transport
Cellular component (GO): membrane
Molecular function (GO): transmembrane transporter activity
Source: RefSeq, a predicted model, not a curated record
AUGUCGACCUCAACAACCUCACUCGCCUUUCCAGACCUCGACAAGACCUCGACGCCGGGCUCCUCGGGGUGUCCUUCGCCCGCUGAGACUGUUGUAGAGGUCCAGCCGACCAAGGAGGAGUACCCACCCAGGCGCACCCAGUACAAGGUCCUGCUUAUCCUUAUGCUCUCAUACUUCAUUGACGUGCUCUCCGCAUCCGCAUUCACCGUUUUCGCAGCACCAAUCACCACCUCUCUCGGCGUGGUAUUCGAGCAGCAGAGCUGGAUCAUUACUUCCUAUUCUCUCACAUUCGCCUCCUUCCUGCUCUUCUGGGGACGCGUGUCCGACUUGUACUCGGCCUCUGCCGUGUUCCAGUACGGCUUCUUGGCGUUCGGCACCCUCUCGCUCGUUCUGAGCUUCAUUACGGACAAGUACGCCUUCUUCCUUCUUCGAGCUUUGGCUGGCAUCGCUGGAUCAUCGCUCGUGCCAUCCGCAUACCGUCUCAUCGCCGCAACAUUCCCCGAGGGACGCGAACGCGCCCGCGCGUACACUCUCUAUGGCAUGACUGGCAGCAUGGCCAACUCCCUUGGCACAGUGCUCGCCGGCGUCGUCGGCCUCAUUGACAAGCCGGGCCAAAUGGAGGGCUGGCGCUGGUUCUUCCGUAUCACCGCGGCGCUCGCAAUUCCUGUCGGCAUCGCCUCGCUCUUGUUGAUCCCCAAGCGCGCGUCCCAGGAGAAGGAGGAGCACAGGCUGAGGCGACUCGAUAUGCCGGGUGUCCUGGUCAUGCUCACUGCUGUCUUGUGCCUCAUCCUCGCCCUCACACUCGGUGCGACGUACGGGUGGAAGAGUCCCGGCUUUAUCGCGCCCCUCAUCAUCUCGGCCAUUGCGUUCCCAUCCUUCUUCUUGUGGGAGACUCGCCUGGACGACACGCACGCCAUCCUGCCGUCUAGCCUGUGGAAGGUACCCAACUUUGCCGUCUUCCUGGUCUUUGGCCUGGUCAUCUUGGGAUGGUGGUCAUCCAACUUUCUUCCGUUCAUCCAGAUGUUUGUCCUGGGUGGCGACAGCAUGGUCCGCGCUUCUGCUCGCACCCUGCCAGAAGGGGGAGCGGCCAUGGUGUGCAGCAUUGUCAUGAUCAUCUUUCCCAACAUCAUCACAAACCCUCGGUGGCCCAUCUUCAUUGCCAUGCUCCUCGUGGCAGGUGCAAGCCUUCUCUGGACGUUUGCACCCGAGGUAGUUGGUCGCGGGUACUGGACACACGUGUUCCCUGGCAUGAUCUUUGGUUCUGCCGGCAUGCAGGUUUCGCUCAUCUCUACGCUUGUGGGUGUGAUGGCAGCUUGCCCAACCAACAUGGCCGGCGUGGUCGGCGCGGCGCUCCAGACGGCCAUGCACACUUCUUCUGUUGUGGCGCUCUCGAUCCAAUCCGGCAUGUUGACCACUGCCCCUGGCGGUCUCAAGAACCUCACCAACUUCCGUGCCAGCAUGUACUUUGAGCUUGGGUGGGUGUUGCUGUGGCUCGUCGGUUUCAUGGUGUUCUAUCGGCGCGUGGAUCCAAAAUCCAGCAACGUCGAAACUGCAGGAGAGAAGGUAUAG